Messenger RNA from Suhomyces tanzawaensis NRRL Y-17324, 591 nucleotides. RefSeq lists its product as uncharacterized. Bases 1 to 591 code for a protein of 196 amino acids. The record is from RefSeq and is a predicted model, not a curated record. The transcript has a single exon. NCBI's taxonomy places the organism in Eukaryota, Fungi, Ascomycota, Pichiomycetes, Serinales, Debaryomycetaceae.
AUGGGGUUGUCUGACAUCGUGGUGCCUGUGGUGGCCUUCCUCCUCACUAUCCUAGAGGUCAGCUUGCGCCAUACUCUCAAUGUCGUUGGGUGGGCCUCGCAGACCUACCCGAAUGCUUUCCAAGCUAUCCUCGGACUUGUGCUUGCGUACUUAGCGUACAAAUUCAUCCGGAAAGUGAUCAGAAUAUGGCUAGACUUGAUCGUUUCCAUAAUCAAGACUGUGAUGUUCCUUUCAAUUGCAGUGGUGCUUGGAUUGGUGUAUCUUCGAGGAUUUUCCAAGCUAGUCAACAACGACUUGCCGUACUUCAGAACGUUGUGGGAUAGCUACUUCAGCCAACCUGAGCCGUUGACCGGCUCUGGAACAGGCUACUGGAUUUUGGACACCAUUGGCCAAUUCACAAACACCAAGCUCGACCAUUUCAUGGCCAAAGUGAAGGAACCAUUGCAGCAUGCCACCACCACUGCGACUCCCGAUUUCGAUCCCUACGGCUACGAUCCCUCGGAUUACCUCAGGUACGCCCAGGACCACUUCAAGGCCUCGCAAGGUGGCGGUUUGUUUGAUAAUUUGGCAGCCUAUUUGAAUGAACUCUGA